UGGGAGCCAUAUGGUAGCUACUACCGUAUUGGCGCGUCGAUGACUGACCUCAACCACAAGUGCACGGAGGAGGCGCGGUUCUGGCGUAUGCGCUGCCCACUCAUAUGCAUGUGGCUUGUUGAACACCACCAGCCGCAAAGAGUGAUGAGACAGUUUGGGCUGUAUCAGGAGUGCCCACCAGUGUGGCAAGACACGGACAAGGCGCUUCAUAGGCUUGAUAGGCAGCGGCAGAGGAAGAUCACAAAUUGGCCAGUCCAUCAUAGCGGCCACAUCGCAGCGUUCCAACAGUGUUUGGAAGCGGCACGGAAUGCUGGCCCUGAGCAGAUUGUGCCUCACAACUUCGCCGCUUUCAACAACUACCUCGAGUGGUUCCAUGAGAACACGCGUAUCGAGUUAGUUAAGCACGCGUAUCCUGAGGAGAUCUUGGACGACCCCAUCCAGCUUCGAUGA
This is a messenger RNA of Lolium perenne, 450 nucleotides long. Its product is annotated as serine/threonine-protein phosphatase 7 long form homolog. The record is from RefSeq and is a predicted model, not a curated record. NCBI's taxonomy places the organism in Eukaryota, Viridiplantae, Streptophyta, Magnoliopsida, Poales, Poaceae. Gene Ontology annotation, biological process: meristem development; meristem maintenance.